Messenger RNA from Exophiala spinifera, 3969 nucleotides. RefSeq lists its product as uncharacterized. Lineage: Eukaryota; Fungi; Ascomycota; Eurotiomycetes; Chaetothyriales; Herpotrichiellaceae. Gene Ontology annotation, biological process: nuclear migration involved in conjugation with cellular fusion; establishment of mitotic spindle orientation. The transcript has 2 exons. Bases 1 to 3969 code for a protein of 1322 amino acids. The record is from RefSeq and is a predicted model, not a curated record. Gene Ontology annotation, cellular component: microtubule associated complex; spindle pole body; cell tip.
AUGGCCGACCUCAACAUCAAACUGGGUCUGACGAUUGUGACCCAAGAUGGAAGAGAAGGGAUAGUCCGGUAUAUUGGGCCUCUGCACAUCGCCGCUGGUGAAUGGCUAGGCCUCGAACUUCCGGAUCAGUCGGGCAAAAACGAUGGGUCUGUCAAAGGCCAGCGCUAUUUCCAAUGUACUCCUGGCUGUGGCAUCUUCGUGCGAAAGGAGUCCGCAGUCAGCAUCUCCAGACAGGCCUCACAGAACCCCAAAUCCAACGGGGCCCCAACCUCGAAUGGCACCUCCACGAAACCGAGGCCCUCCAGCGGAGUGACUGCAGAUGUGGCGAGGAAGAGACAGAGUUUGAUGAGCUCAGGCUCGGGAUCGGCCACCGCGUCAAGAUUGUCAUUGAGAUCUCCUACGAAAUCACCUACGAAGCCAGCACUAUCUGUAGCCAGUUCGACUGGAUCAACCCCACGGACAGGAACCCCUGCGACCACCGCACGAACGUCCGAUUCCAGUACUAGAUCUAGGCUCAGUACAACUGGAAGAUCGUCAAUGGCUCCGCCUAGCACAACAACACGAUCGAGUUCAGUCGCGAGUCGACAGUCUUUGGUAGGCGGUGCAGUAAAACCCCUGUCCGCGAGACCUUCAUCAAUACAGUCCCGACAGUCUUUGGCAGGCCCGCGACUAUCCAUGGUCUCAAAAGCAGCUCCCCAACGUGACACGGUGAUAUCGCCCUCUGGAUCUCAUGAAAGUAUCUCGUCACCCCCGCUACAUGAAGAAAAGGAGUCGGGGUGGGAAGCAAAUACCAACACAGACCAGCAUAAGUCUGAACGUCCAAAAGUGCAAGAUCAACCACUUCAGGUUAUCGCACAACACCCACAAUCUGAUGCUCCGCCUCGAGAUGUCGGGAGCACGCUGCCGGAGGAUCGGUCGAGACACGCCCAAGUUAUCAAGACCCUUGAAAUCAAGGUCCGCAGCUUGCAGAAACAGCGUCAGGACGACCAGACUCAGCUACAAGGGCUUCAAGACCUAAGAAACCAAGUUGCACGGUAUGAGGGUAUCAUUCAAACACUGCAGAAGAAAAUCAAGACCAAUCAACAAGAGAUGGUAGACCUCAAGGCUAAGUAUGACGAUGCAGAGAGCCGGGCACGCAAUAUCCCUGACCACAGCGCUGAGCACGAAUCCGAACUUGAGCUGGCUACGCUUGACAAGGAGAUGGCCGAAGAACGUGCUGAUGCGUUCGAGGCAGAGCUAGAAGCUUUGAAAUUGAAGCAUGAAGAAUUAGAGCUCGAAGCUGAAAUCCUGAGAGAAGAAAACAGGGAACUGAGUUCAGUUAUGAGUCCGGAAGACAAAGCCAGUGCUGGCUGGCUUCAGAUGGAGCGUGAGACGGAAAGGUUGCGGCAGGCAUUGGUCAUGUUGCGUGACAUAUCUCAGCAGAACGAAGCCGAUAUGAAGAGUGAAAUCAGAGAGCUUCACGAGACGCUCGAUGAGCUGGAACAUUCGGCUUCCAAAUACGAAGAGGCCAUGGCCAAACUGACCAAGUCCGAAGAGACAAAUCAACAUCUUCGAGAGCAACUUGAAGCAGCUGAAGCGAAUGACGAUAUGCUCGAAGCCAUGAGCGCGGAACGAGACCAGAAUCGUAGCGAGAUUGAGUUGCUCAAGCGACAGAUCCAGGACCUCGAGGAGCACAUCCAGGUGACCGAUGAACUGGAAGCCUUUCACGUGGAAGAAGAAAAACGUCUCCAUUACCAACUAGAUGAGAGCGAGGCAAUCAUCAAUGACAAACAACGGCGCAGUCUCGAGCAACAGAAGACCAUUGAGGAUAUGGAAUACACUCUGAGCAAAUUCAGGGAGGUUGUCCAAGGACUUCAGGGUGAUAUCGAUGAGCUUCGACGGUCACGAGAGAUCAGCGAGACAGAAGCCACCGAAAUGAGUAGCAAGUCACGAGCCAUGAUGGAACUGAACCUCAAAUUGCAAAACUCGGCGACCAAAACGCAGCUGAAGGCAAUUGAUCUUGAAAUGGGGAGAAUGCGGGCUGAACAAGCAAGUUUGCACCUUGAAAUUCUGAAAUACUUCGUCCCGGAAUCGUUCGAGGUGGACAAGAAGCCCAUUGCUGCUCUCUUGUGCUUCAAGAGGAUCAAAUCGAAAGCAGACUUGUGCAAGACUGUCCUGAUGGAUAAAAUACGAGAUCGGCCUGAUCUUCUCCAAGACAAUGCAAUGUCCAUUUUUGCUGUGAUGGAAAAGAUGAGCUACAUCGCCAAUAUCUGCGAGAGAUUUGUGCAGUUCAUGAUGACUUGUUCGUUGAGCGAUUUCAUGAAAUACGCAGCUGCCCCCUUUGAACUUGAGCCGGUGGAAAUCGCGAUCACAGGCUGGGUUGAGGCGUUACGCCGCGAUGAGUUUGCGUCUGAUGGAGCCGAGCACUUACAGCGUAUGGCUGGCAUACUUGUAGACAUGGCGGAGAAAUUGCUCUCCGACAGUCUCGAAACCAAGGCUAUGGAGGUUUUAGCAAACGCUUCCAUGACUGAAAUGUACACCGACAGCGUGGCACAUCAAGCACAGAUCCUCGCGAAAGCGGUGCAAGCCAGACUGGGAGAUCCAACUACUGACGACGAAGAUGCUCUGACCUUUGAGAAGAGAGUGGAUCAACUUGGCAUCAAGGCCCGCACAGUCAAGUAUACUUCUGGGAAACUCCUCCAUGUCCUCGAUGACCUCAGAGCUCGCUCGAUGUGCCUCGGUGAGCCACUAUGGCAUUCAUUUGCAGAUGCGGAGCACGCCGCCUCAACUUUGUCACAACUUACUCAACAUGUUGGACAUGCAGUCAUGGAAGAACUCAACAAGAUCGAAAGAGAUGAACCACUUUCAUACACGACCUUACUUGAUAUCAUGUCGAAGGUCGUUGGCGAAAAGCGACUAGCUUCUACCAUGCAUGUAGACUCGGAGGGAGCUUUGGACAUCUUGAUGAAGCACUUGUCGGUUCUGCAGACCACGAUCGAUGACCUGCACACCAGGUCGGCCGACUUGUCCGGAGCACUUGAAUUUGAGAAGGGUCCUCCGCCAUGGAUUGUGCGAGCGAAAGAAGUCAGCGCGCAAAAGGUUUUGUCACAAGACAUGCAGGAGGAGAUGGCUCGGCUCAAGUCAAGGAUACAGGAACAGACCAUUCGAAUCAGCGAGAAGGACAGGCUGCUUGAAGAGCAACAAAUCAAGGUCGAGCUUCUCGAGUCCAGAGCGAGAGAGACCAAGAUGAAGGACGAUGGCGUCAAAGCUAUGAAAGAAGAAAUUGAGAAGCUGCGAGCCGAAAGCGCGACAGCUUCCGACAGUCUACAUCGACUUCAGGCUGAGCACCGUGCUCUGCUUGAAAAUCGGGAAAGCGAGAGAUUGGAACUGGACUCCAUAAAGCGGAGAGCACCCGCGGACAGCCAAGGAUUGCCAACUGGUGCCGUGGACGAAACCACGUCUUUGCAUUUCAAGGCCGAAGUCGAACUACUGAAGACUGAGAUCUUGAGUCUACAAGCAUCUGUACGAUUCCUGAAGUUCGAGAACACACAACUCCUAAUGCCAGUGGACAAAGUUGGCAUGGACGCUGUUGAACACGGCUGGCUUGAUCCCAGUCAGCUCAAACCAAGUCGGGCCGAAGACAAAACCAUGGAGUUACGCACUGAAUCCAAGGAUGUUUUUGCCGACCUCAUGCGUCUGGCCAAAAGCUCGCAACCCAUCAAGUUGGUUGCAAAGUCAAGUUCCGACCAGGCCGGUGCAAGUCGGGCAUCUACCUGGCGAUCACAGUCGACGACAACGCUCUACCAAGUUCUUCAGCGAAAAGAGGAACUAGAACGGUGGAAUGAAAUGAAAGACGAUUUGGUAAAGAGAGCCAGAAUCAUCAUGCGACCUUCAAAGCCGCGACAUAUUGGUGAGGGGCAAUUUCGCGGCUUGUACGAACAACAGGCCUUCAUGCCGUCGAGCGACGGCGUGCACAUCGUGCAGCAUUGA